AAAGCGCACUGAUUUAGUUCUAUCAAUAAGUAAUACAAAUAUUUAUACAGCAAGUGACGAAUCAUUAUUGAUGAAAACUUCAUACAAAUUAUUGCACAUAGCGUUUUAUUGAUACCUUCGUACCCCCAUGAUUUAACCGCAACAGGACCUGCUUUAUUUACUUAUAUCCGGGUGUGGAACAUAUAAAAUGAAUUUUGGCCUUUUCAUAAAACAGAGAAAGUGCUACACGCCACAGCUAAAGUCAUUUCGAACAUAUAGUAAAAUCAUGAAGACUUUCCUAACAAUUUAUAUCACAGCAGCGAUCUGCAUAGUUUCCACGGCUGGACAUGGGCAUCGUCAUUACAACGGAUGGCACGGGAAUCGCUACAGCCAUUCUCAUGGCAGUGGGUGGAGUAGUGGUAGUACUGGUUGGACGUCCCCUUCUCCCCCGGACACGGGCGAUACCCGCUCCCUCGACCAACUCUACCGCUUAGCUCUUGCCGAAGGGGGAAAUCUCAUCGUGUACGCGGGAGGGGACUCAGCCGGCCAGAUGGACGAAAUUAAGGCCGCCUUCGAAUCCCGCUUUCCUAACAUUAAGGCCGAAAUGAUUGUCGACUUCAGUAAAAAUCACGACGUGCGAAUCGACCGACAAUUAAGCGAGGGAAAAUUAAUCCCGGACGUGACACACCUUUCAUCCGUCCAUGACUUCCCGCGGUGGAAAAAAGAAGGCGUCCUUCUCCAAUACAAGCCGGCUGGAUGGGAUCAAGUACACCCUGAGUUUAAAGAUGCCGAUGGAUUCUUUACCGGUCUGGUGGUGGUCGCAUUUAGCAACAAUAUUAAUCGAGACCUGUUAGGAAACAAUAGUGCGACAUGGCCAACCGAAGCGAAUGAUUAUCUCCGGCCUUCCCUUAAAGGUAAAAUCGUCUCAGAGUACCCACAGGAAGAUGAUGUCGCCCUCUUUUGGUUCAAAAAGGUCGUCGACAAGUAUGGAUGGUCUUGGUUGCAGAAAUUCGUCGCCAAUAACCCCACUUUUGUGCGCGGGGCGCAGAUUCCUUCCGAAAUGGUGUGGGAUGGAGUGAGCUCAGCGACAUUUACGACGGACGGCAUGAUGAAGCCCAAGGAAACGUACCCCGUUCAGUUUGUCCUUCCAAAGGCGGAUCCUUUCGUAUCGUUUGCACAACUUGGCGCCAUAUUUAAAAAUGCAAAACAUCCCGCCGCAGCAAAGUUGUAUUUGAGCUGGAGGCUUAGUUACGAAAUGCAGAAUGAUGUGUGGUACAUGUGGAGUGUACGAAAGGACGUACCAGUGCCCGAGGGGUACAAGGGUAUUUUCAACUAUAAGGGGCAAACUGAUCCGAGGGAGUUUGCGGAAUGGAUGGAAGAUCGUGCGGCGGUGGAAAGGUUUCGAACGCAGGUUACCUUGAUCGUGGGAGAGAUGGUGGGGCCCAGCCCGCCAGGAAAUUUGGGACCUUAUCCAGCCAAGGCUCUUCAACACUAAAUAUUAUCCGACACGUCAAUAUGAUGAAGAGCAGGUUCCAAAUUGGACAAAUGAAUAAAUUUAUUGCAUAAUAAAACCCAUUUUAUUUUAUUCUUUGUUACUAACUUUUUUGAAAUUUCGAAUUUUUUAAAAAUAAUUCAAGGUCUUGAAAAUUUCAAAAUUUCAAAAAAGUUGAGAUUGCUAUACUGGACACGAUCAGACGAUUGACAGUUGAAGCACAUGAAAAUAGAGCUUUUUUCGUGUUUUUCACACCUUUGAGUGGGUGUGGCGGGCGCAAAUGUGGCCACAGUAAAACCACUUUAAGGUUACGAAUCACAGGGGACCCUAAUAUGCAAAGGGUAUCAAGAUCUGAGAGGGGCAUGUAUUACAUAAGUAAACAUGUAUGUAGGUAUGUAUGUAUUCCAGAAUUUUCUAAGCAAUUUUAUUUGAUAUUUAAAUGAGCGUUCAAAUAUCACAUUAUCAUGUUUCUCGCAAUAAAGGACUGUAUACAUAAUACAUUACAUACAUGCUCAAUCACCAUCAUUCCUCAAAGGGACUGACUGACCCCAUGUGAUCACGUUACCAUUAAAAACUCCUAAGCACGCCAAAAAGGUCAAAACUUACAUCUUAAUUAUAAUUUUUAUAAUUAAUCAAUAUUAUGAAAAUUUACACAUACAUAUUGUUGGCAAAGAAGAAACACCUCGAAGUAACACAAAAUAAUACACAGAGUAGAAAAAAUUAAGGUCGUAAUUUUCAGGAGACCACAACUGUCCAGUUUCUAUACCCGACAAGUUAGUCAUUGCGAGAUAAAGGGUUAAACCAUGGUUCCAAUUCAUGGAAGCUGCUAAACAUGGACGUCCAUAUUUGGGUUGGAACAAGCUAAUAUGAAUGCAAUCGAAAUCAAAGUUGAUUAUGAUGGAAUGGCUCAUAAGGAACGCUUG
Molecule: messenger RNA, 2394 nt
Organism: Folsomia candida
Lineage: Eukaryota; Metazoa; Arthropoda; Collembola; Entomobryomorpha; Isotomidae
Exons: 2
Coding region: 188-1474 (428 amino acids)
Source: RefSeq, a predicted model, not a curated record